Falco peregrinus (peregrine falcon) is the source of this 1023-nucleotide messenger RNA. RefSeq names its product biogenesis of lysosomal organelles complex 1 subunit 2 (gene BLOC1S2). Gene Ontology annotation, molecular function: gamma-tubulin binding. The record is from RefSeq and is a predicted model, not a curated record. Bases 101 to 526 code for a protein of 141 amino acids. Gene Ontology annotation, cellular component: BORC complex; gamma-tubulin complex; BLOC-1 complex. Lineage: Eukaryota; Metazoa; Chordata; Aves; Falconiformes; Falconidae. The transcript is spliced from 5 exons. Gene Ontology annotation, biological process: lysosome localization; endosomal transport.
CGCCCGCAGGCGCGCAUGCGGCCGGUCGGCGAGGGGCGGGGCCGCGGCCUUGCGCGGGGUCGAGGGCGGAAGCGGGCGCCGCGGGAGGGGGCCUGUUGCCAUGGCGACCGCGACGGAGGGUCUGCUGGAGGCUGCCGCGCGGCCCGCCAAGCAGGAUCCCGCUGUUGAAACAGCAGAGGAAGCUAAGGAACCAGCAGAGGCAGACAUCAAUGAACUCUGUAAAGACAUGUUCAACAAAAUGGCCACUUAUUUAACAGGUGAACUUACAGCCACCAGUGAAGACUACAAACUCUUGGAAAACAUGAAUAAGCUGACUAGCUUGAAGUACCUAGAAAUGAAAGAUAUUGCUAUAAACAUCAGUAGAAAUCUGAAGGAUUUAAAUCAAAAAUAUGCUGCUCUUCAGCCAUAUCUGGAACAAAUCAACCUAAUUGAGGAACAGGUUGCAGCUCUGGAGCAGGCAGCUUAUAAAUUGGACGCAUAUUCCAAAAAACUUGAAGCCAAGUACAAAAAACUGGAGAAACGAUGAAAUUACAACAAUCUUUAAGUUGGAUUUGUGCUAUAAGUCAGACUGGUUUAAGUUGCACAACAGCAAUUCUGUAUGUUGACAAGGAUUUGCUUCCAGCUAACAUCAAGACUGGUAACUUCCGUCUACUGAAUAUAGUAGGCUGUAUUCAGUAGACUGAAUAUUUUCCUUUUCUCAAGAGGUUCUGUUGCCUCAGUUUUCUGCAGUGAAAAGUAGAAACCUGUCCCUAACCCGUAUGUUGAUAUUGGCUAUCUGUGUGCAAGUCCUGUGUCCCACAUGAAAUACUCUAUCUGGGAAAUGCCCUCCAUAAUCUAUAAAGAGUAGCAGCAGGACCUAAACUUCUUUUUUUUUUUUCUUCAUUGAGCUCUGCAUUGAGAGGAUACCUGGGCCUCUGGAGUCACGAGCAUGGUGUUGGAAACACUUCAUUUUGAUAUCCACCUUUAUCUGUUUGAAAUAGAGAGAUGAAGUACUAUAAAUUUGCAAUAAAACAACUGGCUGCA